Molecule: messenger RNA, 3400 nt
Organism: Oncorhynchus kisutch (coho salmon)
Lineage: Eukaryota; Metazoa; Chordata; Actinopteri; Salmoniformes; Salmonidae
Product: leucine-rich repeat neuronal protein 1
Exons: 3
Coding region: 753-2900 (715 amino acids)
Molecular function (GO): protein binding
Source: RefSeq, a predicted model, not a curated record
GAGGGGAGCGUUGAACAUUUCCAUUGGACACUCAGGAAGCCCUUUUAUUCAUUGGCCUGCCAACCUCAUCCACGCUUCGUUUUUCCCACCGCGAGCUUCUGGCCGACGCGGCUUUUGUUGGCAUCACAGCAGAACUCGAGCAGAUGGUGAGGUGGACCAGUUGAGCACCAGUGACAAGGACUACCACACGCACAAUCGCGCGUUUGAAAUCAGCUGACUAGCCUUGCUGCGCUGGUCAGCGCCAGGUGAUCCCUGCAUGUUGAGUUGGAGGAGAGCAAGAGAAUCGCGAGCUCAAGGCAGGCUCUUUGUGCGGGUUACCAGAGGUUUUUAGUGUUCUACAGUCAGCAGCGGCAGAAGCACAGAGGACAGAAAAAACGGCUCCUGGAGAGAAUAAAACGUGUCCUCUCUGAAUAUAGACGUCGCUUUCAUCGGAGUCUGUGUGUGUGGAGAGGCAUUCCGCUGGAUGCUAAAACGCUAAGGCUUAUUCUGCUGAAUUCUGAAGUUAAGAGAGAAAAACACGUGAGUGGAGGAAGAGGAUAACCCUGACCAUCCCCUGGCCCCAUUCUGAAACACACUCACACACAUUCACCCGCACUGUGGACCGCAGCUCUACCAGCCACUACCAGCCUGUACAGAGAGGACACUGAUGACCAUUGGUUGUUGAUGUCACAUCCCACACCUACCCUCCAGGCCCUCCUCAGGAACCCGGCCUCUCCUCUAAGAGCAGUGUGACCAGACAGAGAGCAGACAGCAUGACUCUAAGCCCCCUCCCUUGGCCCCCACUGGCAUGGCUGUGUGUAGGGCUGCUGUUGCCCCUGCUGCCCCUGGUGCGGGGCGGGGAGUGCCCGCGGCUGUGCGUGUGUGAGGUGCGCCCCUGGUUCACCCCCCAGUCCACCUACAGGGAGGCGGCCACAGUGGACUGCAACGACCUGCGGCUGACACGCAUCCCCUCCAACCUAUCCUCUGACACCCAGGUGCUGCUGCUCCAGAGCAACUCCAUCGCCCACACCAGCGGGGAGCUAGAAGCCCUGUUCAACCUGACGGAGCUGGACCUAUCCCAGAAUAACUUCAGCAGUGUGGAAGCCGUGGGCCUGGCCAACAUGAACCAGCUCACCACCCUGCACCUGGAGGAGAACCAGAUCAGCCAGCUGCCCGACCACUGCCUGCAGGACCUGAGCAACCUGCAGGAGCUCUACAUCAACCACAACCAGAUCAGCACCAUUUCCCCAGGGGCCUUCUCUGGCCUGCGCAGCCUGCUGCGCCUCCACCUCAACUCCAACAGGCUCCGGGUCAUUGACAGCCGCUGGUUCGAGGCCACGCCCAACCUGGAGAUCCUGAUGAUCGGCGAUAACCCCGUCAUUGGUAUCCUGGACAUGAACUUCAAGCCCCUGGGGAGUCUGAGGAGCCUGGUUCUGGCCGGCAUGGAUCUCACCGACGUUCCCGGGAGUGCUCUGGUGGGUCUGGAUAACCUGGAAAGCCUGUCCUUCUACGACAACAAGCUGGUCCGAGUUCCCCAGCUGGCCCUGCAGAAAGUGCAGAACCUGAAGUUCCUGGACCUGAACAAGAACCCGGUGCACAAGAUCCAGGAGGGGGACUUCAGGAACAUGUUGCAUCUGAAGGAGCUUGGCAUCAACAACAUGGCUGAGCUGGUGUCCAUCGACCGCUACGCCCUGGACAACCUGCCUGAGCUGACCAAGUUGGAGGGCACCAACAACCCCAAGUUGUCCUUUGUCCACCGGACGGCCUUCAGGGACGUGUCCUCAUUGGAGAGCCUAAUGCUCAACAACAACGCCCUCAAUGCCAUCUACCAACGCACCGUGGAGGCGCUGCCCAAUCUGCGCGAGAUCAGCCUGCACAGCAACCCGCUGCGCUGUGACUGCGUCAUCCAGUGGAUGAGCUCAAACAGGACCAGUGUGCGAUUCAUGGAGCCGCGGGCCAUGCUGUGUAGCUCACCGCCUGAGCUCCGGGGCCAGCAGGUCAGGGAGGUGAGGCUACAGGACUCCCCAGAGCAGUGCCUGCCCCUCAUCUCCCACAACACCUUCCCCAGCCACCUGAGCCUAGAGCUGGGCAUGAGUGUCAGCUUGGACUGCCGGGCCAUGGCUGAGCCCGAGCCAGAAAUCUACUGGGUGUCUCCUAUGGGGAGCAAGAUCACGGUGGACAUGGUGUCAGAGCGGUACCACCUGAGCAGUGAGGGCACCCUGCGGCUGUCCCAAGUCCAGGUGGAGGACUCAGGCCGCUACACCUGCGUGGCUCAGAACACAGAGGGGGCCGACACACGCGUCACCACCAUCCGGGUCAACGGCACCCUGCUGGACAGUGUCGAGGUGAUGAAGAUCUACGUCAAGCAGACCGAGUCCCAUUCCAUUCUGGUCUCCUGGAAGAUUAACUCCAACGUCAUGACCUCCAACCUUAAGUGGGCCUCGGCCACCAUGAAGAUUGACAAUCCCCACAUUACCUACACUGCACGCGUGCCCGUCGACGUGCACGAGUACAACCUGACCCACCUGCAGCCGGGCACUGAGUAUGAGGUGUGCCUCACCGUCUCCAACAUCCACCUGCAGACCCACAAGUCGUGCGUCAAUGUGACCACGCGCAGCAACACCUUCGCCCUGGACGUGUCGGACCAGAGGCCUAGCGCCGCCCUGCUAGUCGUCAUGGCCACCAUGCUGGCCUUCCUCAGCCUGGCUACGGUGGGGGUGUACGUUGCACGGCGCUGGAAGAGGAAGAACUACCACCACUCCCUGAAGAAGUACAUGCAGAAGACCUCCUCCAUCCCCCUCAAUGAGCUCUAUCCGCCCCUCAUCAACCUGUGGGAGGUGGACAGUGAGAAGGACAAGGAGGGCGGGGCAGAGAGCAAGCCCUCCCCCGUGGACACCACACGCAGCUACUACAUGUGUUGAGGGGGUCGCCCCUCCCCCAGCACACACAGACACACUUGCAAUGUUGGGGGCAAAAAUCAGAUAGUUGCAAAUGUUUUUAUUUUUUAGCUUUGCUAAUAAGUAGCAGAGUGAUAAGGACAGGAUUUGUAUUAGUAUAGCGUAUCGCCUUUGUUUGACUCUAUUUCUCUUUUAUAGUUUGGACUAUUCCAAGAUGGCAGCUGUGUCUAGCUUCUAGGUUGUCUCAGUUGAGCUGUUUUAUGGUGCGUUUUUGAUAGCACAGCCUUUUGGCUUGUUGCCAUGGACCCACUUUCUUAGUGCCGAUAACGCAGCAACAGGGUCUACUAGUCUAGUUAAAGGUUCCUCUGGCAGUGUUGGUUGAGAUCACAUAGUUUUUUCUCUCUUUUUGUAAAACAGGUAAUCUGUUGUGCACUGAAAUGUAAAGGAGUUUGUAUGGACUUCAUUUAAAAGCUGACUAAGGGGAUUAGACUUGUUAUACUGUCUACUGAAUAACGUUAGCGAUU